AUGAAAUUGAGUCCUCCUGCAACAUCGGUGCUCCUGGAUCAGCUCUACGGCCUGAAGAGCGCUGCAAAGGUAGACUCAAAAGCUCCGAGGACUGAGCCAACGUUGCUUUCUGCUCUCGUCUGCAGCACCAAUUUCGUCAAACGCCUAGAUAACCUACUUGCUGGGAAUCAACAACAGAAGCGAGGAGAUACGCUGAUCUCGACUCUCCGGAUAUACCGCUCUGAGUGCAAGGCGUUUCAUAAACUAUACCAACGCCCAAGAAAAGUGGAUAAGGGUAAAGGAAAGGCUGCCCCAGAUGAUAUAAAUGAUGGAAUUCACAUACAUCGAAUGUCCCUGGUAACUCAAGUCCAAGACUUGUUCCCCGACUUGGGCUCCGGGUACAUUGUCCAACUUCUCGAUUUUUACAAUGAUGAUAUCGAAACUACCAUCUCGAACCUCAUAGAAGGCUCUUUGCCGGAGCAUCUUAAAAAAAUUGACCAAGCAAGUCAACUGCAAGAACAGCAAAGUAUAGUGGAUAUUGCACCUCGAUCUACGCCACCACUUUCACAAUCUCCCGCCCCUCCGUUUGACCGUAAGAAUGUGUUCGAUAAUGACGAGUUUGACCGGCUGGAAAUUUCUCCUUCUAAGCUACAUAUCGGCCGCGCCAAUGCCGAACUUACCGCUGAUGAUCUGCUGGCUGAUAAAUCCAGCUCGACAAACAAAGCCGCUAUACUAGCGGCCCUUGCGGCAUUUGAUUCUGACGAUGACGAGAGGGAUGAUACCUAUGAUGUUGCCGAUGUUGGAGGAACAGUCGACACCCACCCAGCUGCAACGGACGGCGAUACGUCCGAGGCACGAGAAGGAGGCGGCGUGGCAAUUGAAAUGAAACUCUACGAGCUCUAUAAAUCCAACCCUGCAGCGUUUGCGCGCGACCAAACAACCCGCCGUUCAACACAUAGGAUGGCGCUGCGCAAAGAAACUGGAAUGACUGACGAGGCUAUUGAAGGGUGGGCACUGAUGCUCACUCGUGACCCUAAGCGGAUAACCGGGUUAGAACGAAAUAUAGCCUUGUCUGGCCUUCGCCCAAGUCAACAGCCUGAGCUUCAGUCUACGGCAUAUAGAAGGCCACUCGACGAUGAUGGUUCGGGGGCAGAAUCUAGCGGCUAUGAUGGAGCUCGAGGCCGUGGCCAUGGUCGUGGUGGUAGGGGAGGUGGUAGAGGUCGUGGUGGAUCUGGAGCUGGGUCUGGAGCCCCAGAGUCAGCCAUUGACAAACGAAGGAAAGAUGCAAAUAAGGGCUCAAGGGCGAACCACAACAGGCGUAACCAACGGGCGAAGAAAAUGGCGAGGGGCGGCUUGUGA
Messenger RNA from Arthroderma uncinatum, 1338 nucleotides. Its product is annotated as activating signal cointegrator 1 complex subunit 2. Bases 1 to 1338 code for a protein of 445 amino acids. The transcript has a single exon. Gene Ontology annotation, molecular function: ubiquitin binding. The record is from RefSeq and is a predicted model, not a curated record. Lineage: Eukaryota; Fungi; Ascomycota; Eurotiomycetes; Onygenales; Arthrodermataceae.